AUGAUCACGUACAACGUGGAUCUGCUGAACCGAAACGAUCUAGAACAUUCAUUCUUUCAUCUCGACCGCCAGGAGCCCACCGUAGGCUUCCCCUACAAUGCCUCCAAUCCGCUUGGUCCCACGUAUCCGUCGGACUCGGCCUGGUCAUCGCCCGCUGCCCUACCGGAUUCGUCCUCGCUGGACACCAAGCUUCUGGUUGCCUCCCAUCUAGCAGGUUACCUGCGAAGUCAACUCGAGGAACAGAAGGGUUACACUGCCACGGUGGGCGUGUCGACCUCGAAACUUCUUGCCAAAUUGGUGGGAAACAUUCAUAAGCCCAAUAGUCAGACAACCCUCCUACCGCCAUACGUUGCGGCGCAGCCUGGCGCACAUACCACCGUCCUCGAUUUCCUCGACGCCCACGAGAUCCGGAAAAUCCCCGGCAUCGGCUCGAAAAUUGCCCAACGGAUCACUUCCCAUCUCGUCAAAACAGGCGCUCGAUCGGAAACCAUCCAAGAUGAAACAGCCCCUGUCGGAGAUGCCCCUGUCACGGUUCGAGACGUGCGUCGGUGUCCCGGCAUGAGCCCCUUACUUCUAGAUAAGAUCCUCGGCGGCCCCGGAUCCCCCAAGGAUGUUGGAAUCAAACUCUGGAGACUUAUUCAUGGCGUAGACCAUUCGGAGGUCCGGGAGGCUCGGGACCUACCCACUCAGAUCAGUAUCGAAGACACUUACGGGCGCAUGGAUACUCUCGAUGCGGUCAGACGAGAGCUGAACUCUUUGACGGUCAGUCUGAUCCGGCGCAUGCGGACUGAUCUGACGGAGAGGCUAGAUGAGAGCGAGGCAGCGACUGGGAGAGCCCCUGGCCCUCGGCAACCUUUAGAAGAAACGAGGCGCACGCGAUGGCUGGCUCACCCUAAGACUCUACGUCUUUCUACGCGACCUCGGCCGCCUCCCACGCCGGAUAGUGGGCAGUAUCGCAGCUUCAACCGCAUCUCGCGCUCUGCACCUCUCCCUCAGUAUGCGUGCAACCUGGACGAGAACGUUGAUGCGCUGGCGGAGCGACUCGUGCAAGAUCUGGUCAUGUCCAUGUUUCGGAAACUUCAUCCCGAGAAGUCCGGAUGGAACCUGCAUCUGUUAAACGUCGCUGUGACGAAUAUGAUCGAGACAGCCGGGGAGCGGAAGCAGAGUAGCGGUCGGGACAUAGGGAAAAUGUUCCAAAACCAAGAUAAAGCAGAUCAAGGUUCUUUCCGCCAAAGGGAACUAGGCUUGCUACCGGUCACGCAGUCAUCCAUACCAAACGUCUCCAGCGAAUCCGACCUCCAACCCGAGGGGGUUGAUACAUGGGAGGAGAGCGACGAGGAAGAGGAUAUGGCCUGCAUAGCCUGUACCAUCUGCGGAGCAUUGAUCCCACAUUUUGCGCUUGUAGCCCACGAGAUCUAUCACUCAGCGCCGGGGGGAUGA
This is a messenger RNA of Aspergillus melleus, 1440 nucleotides long. RefSeq names its product putative DNA polymerase iota. Lineage: Eukaryota; Fungi; Ascomycota; Eurotiomycetes; Eurotiales; Aspergillaceae. The transcript has a single exon. Gene Ontology annotation, molecular function: damaged DNA binding; DNA-directed DNA polymerase activity. Gene Ontology annotation, biological process: translesion synthesis. The record is from RefSeq and is a predicted model, not a curated record. Bases 1 to 1440 code for a protein of 479 amino acids.